AUGGAACUAUUAGCUAUUCAUCAAAAAUCCAAAGAUGGUGACGAUAAUCAAGGACCAUCGUUAACAUCACAAAUUCGCGAUGAAAGAAUAUUAGCUAGACGUAUCCGUGUUGAUCAACGUAUUGCACAGAAGAAACGUAAAACACUUGGUAUCGUAUCACCAGUUGAAGAUGAACAUAGGGAUGAAGCAAGUUUAGCUAAAGACCAAAUAGAACAAUCACGACAACGUCUAGUUAAACUCGAAGAAGAUGGUUUAGAAUUCGUAACAAAUAUACGAGUUGGUCAAGAUUUAUUGGAACAUCAACAUCGAUUAGAAGAAGAAGAAGCAACAAGAAAAAGAAAUGAACGUUUAGAACAAGAUACAAAAUCAUCAAAAGAAAAAUUUGAUGAAAUUAUUCGAAAUUGGGAAGGUGCUCGAACAAAAGAGCUUCCGAGAGAAUUACACGAGUUAUUGAUGGCACAAAAACAUGCAUGUGGUACAAUGCUUGAAGAAAAGAAUAAAUUGAUUGGAGAAUUAGAAAAGGACUUAAAAAAUAAAGAUGAUUAUUAUGUGAAAAUGUUACGAAAAUUCGACGAGAAUAUCAAACUACUUGUUGAACGUAUGAAUGAACAAGUUAAAAGUCGUCGAAUGUAUUAUGCACGUGAACUUCAUUCGAUUGAAGAAGCAUUUAUUAAAGAACGUCAAGAAUUAUUAGAUAAAUACAAUCGUGAAUGGGGAGACAAAUUAGAUGAACGACGUUCGAAAGAAGAACAAUUCGUUGUAGCACGUUUUGAACGUCAUGAUACAUUUGAACGUGACUUACAACGUUUACGUAUAAAACAAGCUGAAGAAUUUAAUGCAACAAAAGUUAAAUUAGAAAAUCAAGUUCAAGAACAACAACGUAAAAUCGAAGAAAUGAAAGCUAUUUAUCAAUUAAGUCAGGAAAAAUAUGAAUACAAUUAUAAAGUAUUGAAAAAACGUGACGAAGAAAAUUUACUAACAAUUGGUGUACAAAAAAAUCGUAAAAUUAAAUUAAACGAUUUAUUAACUCAUCUUAAUCGAAAAUUAACACAGAAAGAGAAACAAUAUAAAACUGAAAGUAUUCAAGCAGCUGAAGAAUACAAGAGAACAUUAGGAAAUAUUCAAGAAAUUAAACGAAAAGCGAAACAUUUCUUAACAGCUGAUAUGGAAAAGUUUCACGAAUUAUGGAUAAUGAAUGAAGAGCGUUGUAAAGAAAUGGCACAAAAGUUGCUUGAUGCUGAUAGGAUUAUAUUCGAACAACAGCUUGGCCUUAAUUGGGUACCACCUGAACUUGAUUUUAUGAAUAAUAUCGGUCCCAUUGAUGCAACGAGAAUGCCUAAACCAUCGAUUGAUGUCGUUCGAGAAAUUUUAACUGAUCAAUACGCUGAUGAUACCGUUAAACAGACAACUAGUCACUUAUCAAAUACAUCAAUGAAGAAUAUACUCGAAUUAAUCUGUGACGAAGGCGAUUUUCUUAUUGAACCAAAACUAUUGGCAUUACUUGAACCAUUAGACAGCAAUGAAAAAAAUUUAAUUAAAUUGGAUGGUAUUUUCCGUGCAUUAAAAAUUGAAAAUGAAGAAGAUAUUAAAAUCAUGGCACAAUAUUUUAUUGAUUAUAUUCAACAAAAGAACGGAGAACGAACAAAAGUUUAUGUUUCAAGUGGUGCUGGCCCAGAAACAGAAGACGGAGCAGAAACAGAUAAUGAACACAUCACAGAUGCUGGUGAUAGUCAUGUUGAAUUAAUUCAUCCAAAUCAUGCACUCAAAGCAUUAAGAGAAUUUCUUGAAGAAUAUCGAGGCCAACGAAAAGCUACUUCACAAGUUGCAUAUCAAGUGGCAACACUUGAUGAUCGUGAUGAUUCGCUAGAUAAAGAAUAUUGGUCGAAAUAUCCAAAUGUUGUAGAUGACAAACGAGAACAUCUAUGGGAUGCACUUCUGUCCGGCCUUCAAAAAUAUCAUUCAAUAUUGACGGCACGUGCAAAACUGAUGGAUGAAAAUAAUUCUCUAGCAAAACAAAAUGACGAGUUACGUUUGCUUCUUUCGAAAUACAUGCAAUCGAAAGUCAAUCAAGAAUUACAAAUACCGCCAUCACAAAUUAUUCAAUUACAACUUGCUGAACAAUCAGCAGGAAAUAAUUCUGGUGUCUUUUAA
This is a messenger RNA of Rotaria socialis, 2151 nucleotides long. The record is from the annotation of a GenBank genome assembly. NCBI's taxonomy places the organism in Eukaryota, Metazoa, Rotifera, Eurotatoria, Philodinida, Philodinidae.